AUGACUUCCGAACGACGAAGGUCCUCGGUCGUGCAGGUGAAUCGAGAGAAUGAUGGAAUACUCAGGGUGAACGAUGAUUCUGUCAGACGCAUGUCUCAAGCAAAUGCCUUCAUAGCCGGCGAUAUUGCGGACGCAAAGCAAGCGUCGCAAAAUGAAAAGGACUUGAGCAUUCGAGAUGCCAUCAAGCUCUACAAGAAGGGAAUUUGCUUUUCCUUGCUCUUCUCUUUGGCUGUUAUCAUGGAAGGCUACGAUUUGUCCCUGAUGGGGUCUUUCUACGCAUUUCCUCCUUUCAAAAACAAGUACGGCACCGAACCCGACCCGGAAGACGGAGGUCUGUUGAUCUCUGCCCCUUGGCAGAGUGGCCUUUCCAAUGGUGUCCAGGUCGGUAGCAUCAUCGGCCUGUAUCUCAAUGGAUGGGUGUCCGAGUUGAUUGGUUAUAAGAAGACCAUGUUCGGCUCGCUCGUUCUCAUGAUCGCAUUUAUCUUCCUACCGUUCUUCGCCCAAAACAUCCAGACCAUCCUGGCCGGCACCAUCCUGCAAGGCAUCCCAUGGGGUGUCUUCCAAACACUCACCUGUACCUACGCAUCCGAGGUCACUCCUACCAUCCUCCGACCUUAUUUGACUACAUACGUUAAUCUAUGUUGGGUUUUUGGACAAUUGAUUGCGGCCGGUGUUCUGCGAGGAUUCUUGCAGAGGACUGAUCAGUGGGCAUAUCGCAUCCCCUUCGCUCUUCAGUGGGUCUGGCCCGUGCCCAUUCUCAUCGGCACGAUCUUCGCCCCAGAGUCUCCUUGGUGGCUCGUUCGUCAGGGCCGUCUCGAAGAUGCGAAGAAGGCAUUGCUCAAGAUCACGAGCACGAAAUGCGGAGUCCGAUUUGAUGUCGAUGACCAGGUACAAAUGAUCAAGGCUACGAAUGAACUCGAAGCUGCCAUGUCCGAAGAUACUUCCUACCUUGCUUGCUUCAAGGGUAUUGACGCUCGACGUACCGAAAUCGCUUGUGUCGCCUGGGUGGCCCAAGCGUUUUGUGGUGCAGCUCUGAUGGGCUACUCCGUUCAAUUUUACGAACGAGCAGGCUUGUCGAAUGCAAAUGCAUUCAACAUGAACAUCGGACAAUAUGUGAUGGGCGCCAUCGGCACCGGUCUGUCAUGGUUUCUCAUGACUUAUGUGGGCCGCCGAGCGAUCUACUUCUAUGGCCUGGCGGCUAUGCUCUGCCUACUUCUCAUCGUGGGUGGCCUUGGGACUAUGGAGCAGAACGAAGGGGCGAGCUGGGCAAUCGGCUCGAUCUUGCUGGUCUAUACAUUCAUUUACGACUUCACAGUGGGACCGGUGUGCUACUGUAUCGUGGCUGAAAUCCCAUCUACUCGGCUCAAGAUCAAGACUGUUGUGCUUGCUCGCAACUUCUACAACAUGGGCGGUAUUGUGAACAACAUUCUGAUGCCUCGCAUGAGGAGAGGUAAGAGACGACUCAAGCGCCAUUUCAACGAGGUUUACAACGAUGUAGCGGGGAGCACACUAAGGGGCAAACAAAGAGAAAAGAUACUCUGUGUAACAUACCAGGAAAACCUAGGAGAAUAUAUAGUUGAGCUACCCCUACAUGAUAAUCUAGGCUCCUUAGGCCUGUUACUCCUCAGAGUUUGA
This is a messenger RNA of Exophiala aquamarina CBS 119918, 1635 nucleotides long. RefSeq names its product MFS transporter, SP family, general alpha glucoside:H+ symporter. The coding region runs from base 1 to 1635 and encodes 544 amino acids. NCBI's taxonomy places the organism in Eukaryota, Fungi, Ascomycota, Eurotiomycetes, Chaetothyriales, Herpotrichiellaceae. The record is from RefSeq and is a predicted model, not a curated record. Gene Ontology annotation, biological process: transmembrane transport; carbohydrate transport. The transcript has 7 exons. Gene Ontology annotation, cellular component: membrane. Gene Ontology annotation, molecular function: carbohydrate:proton symporter activity.